AAUGAACGACUCAAUUUCAACCUCUUUGUUUUCUUUAUUUUCCUCACUGUUCGUUUGACUUUAUCAUUCAAUAUUCAAUAAUUAUUUCUCAAACUUUUGGGAACUAUAUUUCUCUACAAAUAGAAUUAAAAAACUAUGGCAUCAACAAUAAUCUUUCAUUUAGGACUUAAUUAGAAUUUUAUAGGGGUAAAGAAUGCAGCUUCUUCUUUAUCAUAAUUUGUUUUGUUGGUUUUGGUACAUAGUUCCCUUCUUGGGAUUGCAAUACUUAUUAUUGCACAUCUUAUGGCAUACUACUAGAAAAACUCCGGCGAAGAUUCCGGCAGGCAACUGGGGAAUACCGUUCAUCGGAGAAACCAUCCAUUUCAUGGCUGCCAUCAAUAGCAACAAAGGCUUCUAUGAUUUCAUCAAAAUUCGACGACUCAAGUACGGGAAUUGCUUCAAAACAAAUUUAUUUGGGCAAACACAUGUAUUUAUCUCGAGCACAGAGGCAGCAAAGAAAAUUCUAAGUAACGAGACAGGAAAUUUCACGAAGAGAUACAUAAAGUCAAUUGCGGAACUUGUGGGAGACCAAAGCCUUCUUUGUGCAUCACAUCACCAGCAUAAACGUAUUCGUAGUCAUCUUAGUACUUUGUUCUCAACGGCAAGUCUUUCAACAAUGGUUAGACAAUUUGAUGAAUUGACUGUUGAUAAUCUUAGCACCUGGCACCAUAAAUCUAGAAUUACUAUACUUCACGAAGCUCUAAAGAUAACCCUCGAAGCAAUCUGCAAAAUGUUAAUGAGUUUGGAAGAAAAAAAGGAACUAGAAAUGUUGCAUAAGCAUGUUGGGUUGAUUUAUGAAGCAAUGCUAUCAUUUCCACUAAGACUACCAUGGACCAGAUUCUACAAAGGCCUACAGGCCAGAAAGAGAAUUAUGAAGUUGCUGGACAAGAUAAUAGAGGCAAGAAGAAAGUCCAAAAAGAAGUACGAUGAUUUUCUAGAUCAUAUUUUGAUUAAGGAUGAUCAAACCAUACAAUUAACAAAUGAGCAGAUUAAAGAUAAUAUACUAACCAUGAUUAUUGCAGGUCAAGACACCACGGCUAGUGCAAUUACAUGGAUGAUCAAGUAUUUGGAUGAAAAUCCCGAGGCACUUAACAGACUUAGGGCUGAACAACAAGCUCUUCAGCAGAAGGUUUCUCGUAAAGCAUACCUCACAUUUGAAGACCUGAAUUGUAUGCCGUAUGGAUCUAAGGUUAUUAAGGAAUCACUUCGAAUGGCUUCAAUUGUGCCCUGGUUUCCAAGAAUGGCACUUCAAGAUUGUGAAAUUGAAGGAUUUACGAUCAAGAAAGGUUGGAACAUAAACGUGGAUGCUAAAUCAAUUCAUUUUGAUCCAAUGAUAUUCGAUGAUCCAGAUCAAUUCAUUCCUUCAAGAUUUGAUGAUGAUUCAAAACCAUACAGCUUCUUAGCAUUUGGAAUGGGAGGAAGAACAUGCCUUGGACUUCAUUUGGCUCGAGCCAUGAUGCUUGUUUUUGUCUAUCGUUUAACCACAUCCUACAGGUGGAAAGUAUUAGAUUCAGAUGAAGUAGAAAAAUGGACACUUUUCUCAAGAUUAAAAAGUGGUUGUCCUAUACGUGUUGCAUCUAUAGAGGAAGAGAGGGAGUUCCCUAAUGCAUCGAAAACAUGAAGCCAAAGUAUCCACAUUGCAAUUAUUUGAGUUUAGACGAAUUGCCAAUAUUUCGUAAUAUCGAGAGAUGUAGAGAGGAGUUACUUAGCUCUUGUGUUUCUCAUCAAUUUUAGGGUUGAAAACUUUUCACCUCCAAGUUUAGAGGUUAUCCACUAUGCUACAAUAUUUUGAUUUUGGCAUGUUACAUUUCAAACUUUAGACCUAUAUGACACAUAUAAUACAAAUCUAUGACUUUCAGACAGGAUUUAAUUAUGGGUAAAAAUCUUGUGACUCUCACAUAUUAUAAUCUUGAGGGCAAUUUGUUGUCAUCUUUUAAAAAUGGUUUCUAUUUGAAUGGA
Messenger RNA from Lycium ferocissimum, 1998 nucleotides. Its product is annotated as abscisic acid 8'-hydroxylase 4. The record is from RefSeq and is a predicted model, not a curated record. Gene Ontology annotation, molecular function: iron ion binding; heme binding; oxidoreductase activity, acting on paired donors, with incorporation or reduction of molecular oxygen. Lineage: Eukaryota; Viridiplantae; Streptophyta; Magnoliopsida; Solanales; Solanaceae. Gene Ontology annotation, biological process: multicellular organism development; sterol metabolic process; brassinosteroid biosynthetic process.